UUUAAACCAGGAGGACCGGAGUUCCAGCGGCUAUUUGGGAAUCUCUGAGCGGGGAAAACUACGUCCAACACGGGAGAACUCACAAGGAGGAAUCCGACAUGAGUUGGGGAACGGAGCUCUGGGACCAGUUUGAUAAUCUGGACAAACAUACUCAGUGGGGGAUUGAUUUUCUGGAGCGCUAUGCAAAGUUUGUUAAGGAGAGGCUGGACAUCGAGCAAAACUACGCCAAACAGCUACGGAACUUGGUCAAGAAAUAUUGUCCUAAACGCUCUAAGGAUGAGGAGCCAAGGUUCACAUCAUGCCUUUCGUUCUACUCCAUACUGAAUGAACUCAAUGACUAUGCUGGUCAGAGGGAGGUGGUGGCAGAGGAGAUGGCUCACAAGGUGUAUGGAGAGCUGAUGAGAUACAGCCUGGACCUCAAAGCUGAGAGGAAGCAUCAUCUACAGGAGGGCAGGAAGGCCCAGCAGCAUUUGGAUCAUUGCUGGAAACAGAUGGACAGUAGUAAAAAGAAGUUUGAGAGAGAGUGCAGGGAAGCGGAGAAAUCCCAGGUGACCUAUGACCGGUUAGAUAAUGACAUCAACGCCACCAAAUCAGAAGUGGAGAAGGCCAAAGCCCAGUUCUACCUGCGGACUCACACGGCCGACGAGAGUAAGAACGAAUACGCCUCUCAGCUCCAGAACUUCAACGCAGAACAGUGGAAACAUUUCAACAACGCCAUACCACACAUCUUCAAGAAUCUGCAAGACAUGGAUGAACGUCGGACAGUGAAGCUUGGCGAGACAUACAGGUGUUUUGCGGAGGCAGAGCGGAGAGUCAUUCCCAUCGUCUCCAAAUGUCUAGAGGGAAUGGUUGUUGCUGCCAAAGCUGUCAAUGAGCGAAAGGAUUCAGCCAUUGUUGUAGAGUCGUUUAAGUCCGGCUUUGAACCUCCAGGCGACUUUCCCUUCGAGGACUUCAGUCAGAACCUCAGCAGAACGGGUUCAGAUGGGACCAUCAGCAACACGCCCAAAGGAGAGCGAGACCGAGACAGGGACCGAGACAGAGAUGGAGCCCCUGCACCACGAUCUGACCCAAAACACCCUAUGAACAGAACCAAGAACAAGCUCUGGCUGUUCGGGAAGAAACCAAAGUGGUCAGUCAAGAUGGCUCCGUCUCUGGAGGAUUUUAGUCAUUUGCCCCCCGAGCAGCGGAGGAAGAGGCUGCAGCAGAGGAUCGACGAGCUCAACAAAGAGCUCCAGAAAGAGAUCGAUCAGAGAGAUGCCUUGAACAAGAUGAAGGACGUGUAUGAGAAAAAUCCACAGAUGGGAGACCCCAACAGCCUGCAACCGCAAAUAUCAGAGACCAUGUGUAACAUGGAGAAACUGCGCUCAGAAAUUCACAGAAAUGAGACUUGGUUAUCUGAGGUGGAGGGAAAGCAGAGCUCCAGAGGAGACAGAAGACACAGCGCCGACAAUCACCAUCACACUCCUCAAGGCAGAGAAAGUCCUGAGGGCAGUUACACUGACGACACCAGUCAGGAGCAUCACACGCCGCACCACCGCCCCAAUCCCUCGCAGUCGGGACAGCCCAACCCCGACCCUCACGAAUUCGAUGACGAAUUUGACGACGACGACCCACUGCCCGUCAUCGGACACUGCAAAGCACUGUACUCUUUUGACGGUCAGAACGAGGGGACGCUGGUUAUGGCAGAAGAUGAGGUGUUGUACAUCAUCGAGGAAGAUAAAGGCGACGGCUGGACGAGGGCGAGGAAGCAGAGCGGAGAGGAUGGCUACGUCCCCACCUCCUAUGUAGAAAUCACCAUGGAGAAAAACAGCAAAGGUUCCUGAGGGCUGCAGGGUGGCCAGGCGAUUUGAUUGGCUGGUGGAGGGCUCACGCUGUUGGCUGAUUAUUGGUGAUGCAGGAACACAAGAGUGAGAGAAAUAGGUGUGGAGGGAGAGAGAGAGAGAAAAGUAGAUAGGGGAAGGAGAGGUGAAGUGGGCUGGGAACCAGGUUUGCAUGUCUGCAUGCUCUCAUGUCCAUGGUCAGAUUUUGGGGGUUUUGAGAGGAAAGGAGGGAGGGUGGUAGAGUGUGUGAGAUGAUCCCAAAGCCAUUAACUGGCAAUAAUGUACAGUAUUUAAUCUAUUUAAUAUUUAAGUCCUACCCUUAACUGGAGGUGACAUACAAUUUGCCUUAAAGGUAGCAUAGCAUAAAACCAAGAAGACUUCACAGGCCAGAAAGUGGCAAAUGCACCAUUUAACAGUACAGCCACUACAACUAGAUUUAAACUGCGUUGCUAUGUACAGAUUUAACUCUAUGGAAAUCUAGGGUACUUAUUUUUUUAGUGUCAGUAGUUAUGUAUGAAAAUCACCACCAAAAUUAUAAUAUCUGCACAACCUGCAUCCAGGGGUGGCACGAUACCGAUAUCAGACACAGCCAUUUUAGAACUUUUCCAAAUAAUAACCUACUUAACCCAUUUGUUUUGCAGCUAUUUCACUGACGUAAUUCUUCUUUUACAGCCUGUGCAUAGUGAAGCAUGCAAUGUAUAUUAUGUUUGGAUUGUAUCAGAUUUCCGAUUCUGUGAUUUUCAGUAUGGGACUGAUCAUUUUUACUCGAUAUCAUAUACAAUGAUAUUGUAUAAUUUCCAAAAUUCUCGUCUUCUUGGGCUAAGUAAAAAUGUUCCCACAGAAAAAUGCAGCAACAUAAAACUGAAAAUCAAAAUCCGCCGUUAACGUCACAACCGAAGAAACCAACCCACUCGCCUCUACAAUCAAUUAAACGUGUAUUUUCAUAGUAACACUACUAUUUUUUAUGAUUAAUAUUUUAUCUUACAUAUUUUCUGAAUAAUAAAAACCUAUUUAAGCUCAUGAAAACCCACGACUUCAUACGCAUAAUAUCAGGGUCUAUGAACAUCAGGGUCAGGUACUACUUCACACUAUUUUACUGCCACUAACAACAUCUGUGAUCCAUUUGCUCGAACUCACUCCUGUCGUCAUCGUGGUUCCCGUCUUUAUCUGUGCUCUGUUGGUGAUGUCUGCCUGCCUGAGCCACUCUGCUCCUCAUGCCUGCCCUCACCUUCAUACGGUCGCAUGUUCUUUUUAACGUGUUGUUGUUAUGAGGUGAUUUGAAGUGUAUGUUGUGUGUGUGUGUGAUGAAUGCCGUCUCAUUGCGCUGUUUUCUUGGGACGUCCAGCAUGAGUCGAUGAUUGUGUUUUUAUUUAUGUUUGUCGUACGUUUCCCAAACAGCAGUGGGGGUCAAAUCAGAGCUACUCGUUAGACAGAUAGCAGGACUAUCAGGUGAAACAAAACCCUCUCUUCCUCUCCUUGUUCCCACCCUCCUCUCUCUUCACCUUUCCUCUGGUUGUAAUUCCGCCAGCCGACCAACAGAUGGCAGCGUUUCAUCACCAAACCGCCGGACUGGGUUACUGUUAUCAAAGAUAUUGUUGCAGGUCAGACUCUGCCUUAAAACUCCAUGUUGUUCAACUGUGGAGGAUCCCACCCCCUUCCCGCCUCACACGUACAUAUCUACCGCCUGACGUCAUUUCCCAUCGGGCACCUGGACCCCGUCCUCGCCUCUGUGUGUGUGUGUGUGUGUGUGUGUGUGUGUGUGUGUGUGUGUGUGUAUUUGUGAAUGUGACGACACGUAUGUACACAUGGAUGUGCGCACAUGCGUGAUGUUAAAUGUUUUUUGUUUUUUUUUAAACCAUUGAAUGAAUUGUACAUAUUAACAUCCCGUGUGUCGAUGCUGAAUGUGUUUCCAUGGCGACUAAUUUGUUAGGAUUGUUUUUGUUGACACUCACAGAAAAAAAGGCUUUUUAAAAUUGAACCGAUGCACUUUGCCCUCACAGCAUAUGAAUCUGAUUGAAUGAGCGAGUGAUUAAAUGAAUGGAUGAAUGAUUGAAGGUCUGUCAGCUGAGACAGGUUGUUUUAGCUGCGGGAAACGGUAGUUUUCUUUAAAAAAAAAUGUUUUUUACACUCGUCUGCAUGGUUUUACUAGAUUCCUUCAGUUAAUUCAUCUCUUGAUCAUUUUGUUUUUCUUUAUCUUUCCAAUAGACGAGCAAAAUAAUUUUUUUUAGCGUCCUGUUGAUUUUCCAGGAAACAGUUCUCCUGGUCGAGCUGUAGUGUGUUUCUUUGAAGAAGCUGUGAAAUGUAUAGAAUUAUGCUGUAGAUGUUACUUGAACUCUCACACAACUCCACAUUUCCUCUACUACCCUGUGGCCAUUUGUCUAUCGGGGCAUUAAAGAGUUAUUAAUUGUAAUCUUGACAUUUAACCACUGAAAGAAAAAUAAUAUUGUCUUCCUUUUUAGCCACUAAUAUGCCUCUAAAAAUGUUGGAUCCCAGUCAUAUUAAUCUCUGACAACAUGGUUUCCAUCUAACCUCUUCAGGGUGUCAAAAUGGCAAGGAUUUGGCAGUUUUUAUUAUUUUUUUUCUGAUAUGAUGUCUUGUAAACAAGUGCAAAGAUCCAUCUGCAGCUCAUGAUAAUAUUCAUCACCAGUUCAUCUACUAAUUUUGUCCUUUAAUUAAACACUAAUUGUUGUCUGGGAAGUCCUAGUUUUGUUUUCGUGCAGCCGUUCUGUACUUUUUGGUUUAUUUGGCAAUAGAAUAAUGAAUAACGCCUAUCGAAACAUGUCUUCCAGUUACUAGUUUGGAACAAUUAAUGGUCCAAAGCCCAAAGAUAUUCCGUGAACUCAGAGGAAAAACAGUGAAUAUGUGUUUGGCAAUUCAUUUGAAUGAAAUUAGAGAUUUUCAUUUCUCAAACCAACACUGCUUUUUAUCGUUAACUGACAUAUGCACAUCUGACACUUGACUCCAAAGUGGACUCUUAAAAUCUUUGUUUCGUUUCGUAGGCCUGUUUGAAGUGAACGGUCUCUUUAACCAUGAGUUUGUUUGUUGUUGUUUUUUAAAAACUGCAGCUUUGAAAUGAGCAAAAUCACACUAACGGAUCAUUUUUUGUAACACAAAUAAACCUAUAACCACUCAGCUGUGUAUUAUAGUAUCCACUGUGCUUUAAUCCUGAGUAUUAUGCAGGAAUAACUAAUAAUGAAUCAGCUUAGCGAUGCUAAAUAUGUAAAAACGGUUCUUUUACUGAAACCUAGCCAAGCUACUGUGAGUGUGCUGCUGCUGCUUCAACAUCCAGGCAAAACAUAAACAAACAAACGUGAUCUUCUUUACAUUCCUCUGCUUGUUCAUGUCCUGUGUUGACGCUGUACCUCCGACAACCAUGAACCUAAAACCCUGUCAACAUAAACAUAACAUAAACCCGUUUUACACCAGCAUCAACACACAUUUUUUAUAUAAUAGCAGGUACGUGUGACGUCGACAACAUCACAACAUUACAAAUCCAUGUAAAUCUGUGUUUUACCAUGUCGUGUACGUUUUUAAUAACCCACAGCAGUGCUUCUCUCUCUCUCUCUCCAUAUUGUGCACAUGUUUUUACGUUGAAUGUCGUCGGACACUCUGUGAAGAAAGAUGUUCUCGUUCUUCUUCCCGAGAUAUUGUUCUAAUAAAAUAAGCAGCAAUGGAAAAA
Solea senegalensis (Senegalese sole) is the source of this 5499-nucleotide messenger RNA. RefSeq names its product formin binding protein 1-like (gene fnbp1l). Gene Ontology annotation, molecular function: protein binding. The record is from RefSeq and is a predicted model, not a curated record. NCBI's taxonomy places the organism in Eukaryota, Metazoa, Chordata, Actinopteri, Pleuronectiformes, Soleidae. Gene Ontology annotation, biological process: signal transduction. Bases 99 to 1823 code for a protein of 574 amino acids. The transcript has 17 exons.